AUGGCUACUCCAACAAUGCUCGAUAAUGGUACAAAAUUUGACAUUACUUCGUGGACGAACUGGACCGCAGUUAAUGUUACGCAAUAUGUGCCGUCUGCAAGGGAUUUUGCUUUGGCAGGACCGCGAAUGGUCAUGAAACUCGGUUCCUUUCUUGCAGUUCCGGAAAGUGUUGAUAAUAUAUUGGGUAUAAGGAUGGCAGCACGAAUAAUCCCAGAGGCUACUGGAUCUGGCAUACCUGAUCCCGCAGAAACGAUAACUGCCGCAGCAGUUGCGGGCAUAAGACAGAUUGUAGAGACCAGCUCGGAAACAUUGACGGAAGAGAAUAUCAUGGAAAGCUCAAGAUUCUCUUUGGAGAGUGCGCGAAGUCUCGGGGAUGGUUGCUGCAAUCAAUACAAUGCCAAACAUCCCUAUUUUGGUUACUUACGGUGGGGUAAUUCUUCAAAAUCCCACAACCUCCUGUUCACCCAGGAUGGAGGUCCCCUGCAUACGUUCAGUCAAGCCCUCCUGUUUGGUGCUAAGGAUUCAUCCUCAUGUCUGGCGGUGAGUAUGAUUCCCAGUAAUUACACUGUGGGGAACGAGACCAAUUCUGAGGAGGGAAUUCACACCACAUACGAUCUUUCCGGAUCUUUAUCACUUCUAUGGCCUUUAUUCAAAACAUUUAGCUUCAGUCAAUUUGUCGAAACAGUGUCCUGCGCUGUUCAAGGUCGUCAGGUCGCAGCUGAAACGGGAAUGACGCUCUUCGAACACUCAUUAGCCUUUGCUGAGGCCGAUGCCGCUAUUAGUGCUCAAAUUGUUGGCUUUACCAAGAUCAAGAUUCCAGCGGAAGACAACUCAAAUGCUGGACCCACUCAAUUUGCUGUUACACGCUCCAUGAUCAUGAAGAAAAUAAAUACCACGCCAGAAGUUCUACUUGUAGGGUUUCUCUCAGUUAUGAAUCACUUGAGUAGUCACAUCCUUGCAAUCUUCGAUAUUCAAGGAAGAUUUCGGCUACUUAGUACCGGAUUCUGGGGCAUAUCAUUCAUGUCUGUGAUUGUAUGGAGUCUCGUGUCAUUUUCUUUCGAUCAUCCUUCAAGCCAAGCAUUAUUGAGGUUUCCUACGGUUUGUAUUAUUGGAUUUAUUCCCCAUGUUCUCGUCUGUGCGGUUAUUAUCAUAUGCUCAAUCAUAUACGGCGUUGCAUUGAUCUUGUCUACAUUAGCCCCUGCUAGUGGUGUCGACGAGUCCAACAUUCAAGUUGGACAAAAUAUGCCAGAUACUCCUCGCCCUCGAUUAUCCUUCUCGCAGAGAGUGAUCAAUGCACAUCAUAACAUGCAAGCGAAUGUCCCAUUGUCAAGUAUCCGAAUAACAAUGCACAUGGACUUCUAUACGGCUCUGCUAAGGACAGGAUUUGCUGUUAUGACUAUGGCUAGUGAAGCUGUUUAUCUGAAUGAGAGUCGAGGGGUAAACGUCAAACCUAAUACCUGGCUCGAAGAUGAUCGUCUACGUGAGAUUGAAGAGACUGGAGCACAAUGGCUAGGCCCAAGUUUUAAAGCUCAUGAAUCUGAGCUUGCUAUAGAUGAUCAUAUGCCUCAUAACGUUGGUCUCGUAGCGGCUACUAAUCAGAGGGUACUUCCACAAAAGAAUAACAGUCCCUAUGCGCGCGAGAUGACUGCACAGAAGAAUGCAAAGUCCAAAGGACAAGAGCGAUCAGUCAGAGAUGGUGUUGGUGCUACAGAGCGCAGUGGGCGUUGGGUAAUGGCAUUGGAGUUCUUUCUUGGAAUCAAUAGAUUAAUUCUUAGCUGGUGGGCAACAUGUAUCUUGAUGUUUAUGAGUUGGCUUGGAAUUCAAAGCCGCCCAGGCUGGCUUCUGUGGCUUGUAUCGCGAACAAAGAGAGACCCCGCCAGCACAGCCGUGCAAGCAAAUGACCCAGAUACACUUAACUUCUGGCUUCUGAAUAUCGAUGGAGAAUUGACUCUACCCAAAGAUGACCAUGUGGAUGUAGAAGUAGAAAUGAGAAGGCGACUUAAGACCAGCCAAGAAUAUUGGAGUCGACACAGAGAGACUGAGUUGGACUCCAGUCUCUAUCAAUGGUGGCUGAAUGGCGGCUGGUGGGGAAGUGAUGAUAACAGUGGGACAUUCAGUCCCGAGAAAAAAGACAUCGAAGAUGACAUGACCAGUGUAAUCUCAUAUUCGACAGAAGAUGAACGAGAUUGGGAGUCGGACGAUGCCAUUACAGAUGGUCAAAGAACUCCCACACAACGAUCACCUCAUCCAUCGCGAGAAUCUAGUCCGUUUCUCGACACGCCCCUAUCCACAACAGAUCUAGCUCAACUCCUACACCCUCGAAACCCCGAACAAAGAGCAGAAGCUCAAGCCCUCUCACUCCACCUCUCAAGCGAUAAAAUACUAACCCGUUCCCGCUACCGCGACAUCAUUCAGAGGGAACGAGCACAUGUCCUAACAUCCACUCUUCAACGCCCCCCAAAUUUCAUCCCUUCCGAUCCAUCGGGCAAACUUUCUCCAGACGAAGAAGCCCAAAUCCUCGAGCAUCUCAUCAUCUCCAAACGCAACUAUCAAAAAGCCACCCAAGAACCUGCUUCCUGGAUGCAAGGUGCAUCCGGCAUGGGAGAGAAUGGCCCACAAUGCGUGGUCUGCCAGAGCUCACCCAGAAGUGUGAUCGUGUGGCCUUGUCGUUGCUUAAGCUUAUGCGACGAUUGUCGUGUUACGCUUGCGAUGAAUAAUUUCGAUAAAUGUGUUUGUUGUAGGAGGGAUGUGGUGAGUUUCAGUAGGAUCUUUGUUCCAUAG
Botrytis sinoallii is the source of this 2781-nucleotide messenger RNA. RefSeq lists its product as uncharacterized. Bases 1 to 2781 code for a protein of 926 amino acids. The transcript is spliced from 4 exons. Lineage: Eukaryota; Fungi; Ascomycota; Leotiomycetes; Helotiales; Sclerotiniaceae. Gene Ontology annotation, molecular function: ubiquitin protein ligase activity. Gene Ontology annotation, biological process: protein ubiquitination; ubiquitin-dependent protein catabolic process. The record is from RefSeq and is a predicted model, not a curated record.